This is a messenger RNA of Mercurialis annua (annual mercury), 1477 nucleotides long. RefSeq lists its product as uncharacterized. NCBI's taxonomy places the organism in Eukaryota, Viridiplantae, Streptophyta, Magnoliopsida, Malpighiales, Euphorbiaceae. Gene Ontology annotation, biological process: mitochondrial proton-transporting ATP synthase complex assembly. The transcript is spliced from 4 exons. Gene Ontology annotation, cellular component: mitochondrion. The record is from RefSeq and is a predicted model, not a curated record. The coding region runs from base 141 to 1115 and encodes 324 amino acids.
UUAGCCAUGAAACAAAUUCCCUCGAAAGCCCAUCUCCCCCCAUUCUCAGCUUCUCCUUCUUCGUUUACUGUCUCUAAACCCUAACUCUAAAUCAAUCAAAACUUCCAAAAUCCCCAUUCUCAUUUCCAUUAAUUUUAAAAAUGGCAACUUCACUUAUCACCAAAACCCUAAAUUCAAUCAAAAACCCUAAACUUCUCUAUCCACUCUCCUCAUCUGUCACCCGCUGCUUGGCCUCAGUCGCAACCGCCCAAUCCGACGACGCAUCUUCUUCUUUCACCUUCACUGACACCACUAACGACACCAUAAGCUUAAAAUCCCCAAAUUCUAAUGCGAAACGUGAAACGUCGUCAUCCUCAGUGACAAUGCCAAUGUCGUUCAUGACAGGGUCAAUUGUGGGCAAAAGAUUUUAUAAACAAGUGAGUACUAGAGAUUCAGAUGAUGGGGUUGGAUGGAGUGUGAUGCUUGAUUAUAGGACGCUUAAAACUCCUUCCAAAAGGCCUCUCAAGCUGCCUACUUUAUCUCUUGCUAAAGCCAUUGCUGCCGAAUGGGACUAUCAGGAAACAGAUGGGAUCAGGCCUUUUACAAUGCCUAUUAUGAGACUUGCUUGUACUGCAUUGGAGAGAGUUCCACUUACACGGGCAAAGAUUGUUGACAAUUUGAUGAAGAAAUUUCAUCAAGAUUUAGUUUUUUGUCGUGCUCCUGGGGAUAAUGAUCUUACAAGAGGAGUUUAUGAAAAGCAGGUGGAGAAAAUAGAUCCCUUGCUUGAUUGGGUGAAAUCUGAGUUCGGGUUUAAACCCGUUGUGUACUCGAGCUUUUAUGGUGGCAAGCAAGAGGAAGGGUUGGUGAAAGAAAUAGAAGACCUGCUAAAGAAAACUGACAACUGUGAAUUGGCAACAAUUGAUGCGAUUGCAUCAGCAGCUCAUUCUUUAGUAAUUGCUGUUGGAAUUGUCAGAGGAAAAUUAGAUAUAGAGGAAGCCAUUGAGCUGAUCAGACUUGAAGAAGAUUUGCAGGUUGAUAGGUGGGGCUUAGUAGAAGGUGGUCAUGAUUUAGAUAUUGCUGAUCUGAGGGUACAAAUAUCAUCUGCUGCUGUGUUCCUUGGUCUUUCAAGGACAUGAAGUUUGUGUACACCAUAACCUGUGUCUUUUUUAUUCAUAGAUCACAGAAUAUACGUAAUGCAUGAGGUAUGAUAAUCGAGAACGAAGUCGAACACAUUUUUGCUUGUAUAACCAAGGGAGUGGAUGACGAAAGAGUUUCUAAAUACAUAUUUGAUUAAAGAGUGUGGAUAGUGAUUCCAAGGCAAAUUCUGUGCCGGAAGUCGAAUAAUUAUAAAAAUGAGGCUCAUUAGUCAUGCCUUGUUAGUCAUACCAACCUACCUGUUUUUUGUUUUUUUUUAUUUGUUGAAAAACAAAGUUUUGUUAGUUCUGCACAUGAGUCAAUAAAAUAAAUGAUCAGCAGUUGGGUGCUGCUUUUUCUUUUU